AUGGCUUCGAACGACCACAACCGAUACGAUGACUCGGACGACGAGGAUGACUUCAACCCUGCGCCUGCCGAUCUCUCUGACGACGAACCUAGCCACAACUCUGGUCAGCGACAUGCGGGUAGCGAUGCGCGAGAGAGCAGCCCUGCUGCUGACGAUGACGACGCCGCCGCUGCCCCCAAAUCUCGACGAGUAGAUGACGAUGAGGAUGAUGAGCAGGACGAUGAGGAGGGUGGCCAAAACGACGAUGACGAAGAGGACGACGAGGAUGAAGAAGACGAGGAUGAUGUCCAGCAGGGACAUCGCCGCAAGCGUCGCAGGGAUCGUCGCGCCGUCUUCUUCGAUAUCGAGGCCGAGGUCGAGGACGAAGAAGAUGGCGAGGAUGAGGAGAAAGACGGUGAAGAGAUAGAGGACUUCAUCGACAACGCUCAUCCUGACGACAUUGCCGAAAGUGGAGGCCUCGACGAUGACCGAAGGCACCGCGAGCUGGAUCGCCGACGCGAGAUGGAGUCCAGUAUGGAUGCUGAGAAGCAAGCCGAAAUUCUUCGACAGCGCUACGGUAACCGUCGCCCCAACAAGGGCUUCGGCGAUUCCACUGUUGUCCCCAAGCGCCUCCUGAUGCCUAGUGUGGAGGAUCCUACGAUCUGGGCUGUUAGGUGCAAGGAGGGCAAGGAGCGAGAAGUUGUCUACUCUAUCAUGAAGCGUAUCGAUGAGCGGAUGGGCACCAAGGAUGAGUUGGCUAUCAUUUCGGCUUUCGAACGUGGCGGCCCAACAUCCGUCAUGAAAGGCUACAUCUACGUCGAGGCCAAUCGUUCAACGGAUAUUAUGGUUGCGCUAGACGGCAUGUUCAACGUCUACCCUCGGUCAAAGAUGAUUCUCGUCGACAUCAAGGACAUGCCCGACUUGCUCCGUGUGACCAAGACGCCCACUCUCGAGCCCGGUGCCUGGGUCCGGCUUCGCAAGCCAGCCAAGCACGCCGGCGACCUGGCGCAAGUCAUUGACGUUACCGAAAAUGGUCUUGAAGCCCGAGUCCGCUUCAUCCCGCGUCUUGACUACGGCAUGAGAGAUGAUGCCCUUGCUGCCCUGACCUCUGAUGGCAAACGGAAGCGCCCCGUUGGCGUGCCUGGACCAAGACCGCCACAGCGUUUGUUUAAUGAGACGGAGGCCCGAAAACGUCACCCCAGGCAUAUUCAAGGAAACCCGACGACCAAGGUUUGGACAUACAUGGGUGAUGAGUUUGAGAACGGCUUCCAGGUGAAGGAUAUCAAGAUCCAGCAGCUAGUUGUCACGGACGUCAAUCCCACUUUAGAGGAAGUCACUAGGUUCGCUUCCGGCGCUGAGGAUGGUACCGAAAAUCUCGAUCUCAAGGCCCUUGCUGCCAGCCUCAAGGACAGCAACAUCAACGUCACUUACCUUCCCGGCGAUGUCAUCGAAGUCUACGAUGGUGAGCAAAAGGGCGUCGUUGGAAAAGCAACAAACGUCCAGGGCGACAUCGUCACGAUGCAGGUUACGGAGGGAGACCUCGUAGGUCAGGUCAUUGAGGUCCCUACCAAGGGCUUGAGAAAGAGAUUUAAGAUCGGAGAUCACGUCAAGGUUACCAGCGGCAGUCGAUUCCGCGACGAAGUUGGUAUGGUUGUCAAGAUUUCCGAAGACCGAGUAACCUUCUUGACCGACCAAACCAACACGGAGGUCACGGUCUUCAGCAAAGAUCUGCGUGAAGCCAGCGAUAUUGGCGGCCAGGGUGCGUUGGGUCAGUAUGAGCUCUUUGACCUCGUUCAGCUGGACCCGACCACUGUGGGCUGCAUCGUUAAGGUCGAUCGCGAGUCAGUGGUUGUACUUGAUCAAAACGGAGACACCAGACAGGUCAUGCCAUCCCAAAUUGCCAACAAACUCCCGAAGAGAAAGGUUGCUGUGGCUGCCGAUAGAAACGGCUCCGAGAUCCGACUCGAUGAUGUUGUCAGGGAGUAUGGCGCCCAACAACGCCAGGGCAAAAUCAUUCACAUCCACCGCGCAUACGUAUUCUUGCACAGCAACAACAAUAACGAGAAUGCCGGUGUGUUCGUUACCAAGGCUAGCAAUGUCACAACCAUUGCUGCGAAGGGUGGACGCGUGCUUUCAGCGGGUCCCAACUUGGAUCAAAUGAACCCGGCAAUGAAGCGCAACCCUGGCGGCGCAGAGAGCAAGAUGGCACCUCCCAAGACCUUCGGCCGUGAUCGUUCUAUCAACCAAACUGUCAUCAUUCGGAAGGGUGGCUACAAGGGUCUUUUGGGUAUCGUCAAAGAUGCCACGGAAACUCACGCCCGUGUUGAGCUGCACACCAAGAGCAAGACCAUCACGGUGCCCAAGGACCAUCUUAGCUUCAAGGACAAGAAUACCGGUGCCAAGAUCGACAUCAAUGGACGGGGUCCAAGGCCGGGUCAAGGCGGCGCCCCUGGAGGUGGGCGUGGUGGAGACUGGCAAGGAGGACGUACACCAGUCGCCUCUAGCGGCGCGGAGAGGACGCCCGCGUGGGGUUCACGAAGUGAGUCAAUGCCCAACAUGCGAUAUCAUGAUUACUUUGCUAAUAUGAAUCAAGCUCCUGCACCGACUGGCGGCAGAACUCCCGCUUGGAAGUCUAGCAGCCAGGACUACGGAUCCGGCUCUCGCACUCCCGCCUGGGCUGACGGCUCAAGGACUGCUUAUGGCGAUGGUAACAGAACCGCGUAUGGCGGGGGUUCAAGGACUCCGGCAUGGCAAUCGGGCGCAAAGACACCUGCACACGACGCUUUUGGAUUGGGAUCGAAGACGCCAGCAUACGGCGGGAGCGAUGCCUGGGGCUCAGGUUCGAAGACGCCUGCCUAUGGAGGCUCUGCACCCACUCCCGGCGCCAGCGGUAGUGAUUCAUGGGGAUACACCCCAGGCAACUCUGGCUACGACGCGCCGACGCCGGGUGGAAAUCUCCUGGGUGCACCCACACCCGGUGCUCUUAAUGCUCCCACACCGGGUGCCUACUCGGCACCCACCCCAGCGGCCGCGAGUGCUCCGACUCCUGGUGGAGGAUGGCAAGGUGGCUGGGCUGCUGAUUCGGCCCCUACACCAGCGGCCGGCGCUCCCACUCCGGCGGCCAGUGGUUUCGCCUCCUCAUCUGGCUAUUACGGCGCCCCUACCCCUGCUGCGUAUGGUGCGCCCGAGACACCGGCGGCCAGCGGGCCUAGAUACACCGACGAUGACUGA
Messenger RNA from Colletotrichum gloeosporioides, 3210 nucleotides. Its product is annotated as Transcription elongation factor spt5. Gene Ontology annotation, cellular component: DSIF complex. The coding region runs from base 1 to 3210 and encodes 1069 amino acids. The record is from RefSeq and is a predicted model, not a curated record. NCBI's taxonomy places the organism in Eukaryota, Fungi, Ascomycota, Sordariomycetes, Glomerellales, Glomerellaceae. Gene Ontology annotation, biological process: regulation of DNA-templated transcription elongation; transcription elongation by RNA polymerase II; regulation of transcription by RNA polymerase II. Gene Ontology annotation, molecular function: protein binding; mRNA binding. The transcript is spliced from 2 exons.